Messenger RNA from Hippocampus zosterae (dwarf seahorse), 5159 nucleotides. Its product is annotated as protocadherin-9. Gene Ontology annotation, cellular component: plasma membrane. Gene Ontology annotation, biological process: homophilic cell-cell adhesion. The transcript has 5 exons. NCBI's taxonomy places the organism in Eukaryota, Metazoa, Chordata, Actinopteri, Syngnathiformes, Syngnathidae. The record is from RefSeq and is a predicted model, not a curated record. Bases 716 to 4414 code for a protein of 1232 amino acids. Gene Ontology annotation, molecular function: calcium ion binding.
GGAUGUGCAAUAAGUGACGUUUUCUCCGGGCCAAUCUUGUUCCGAUUUUGCCUGCCGACGCGGAUGAACGAGAGCCGGCUUGACCAAUGGAAGUGGUUCGGCGGGUUGAGUGGGCGUCCGUGUACAUCACCGUCCCUCUCCUGUGGCUCGACCGAAAAGAGAGAGAGAGAGAGAGAGAGAGAGAGAGAGUUGAGCAAGAAAUCCAGCCGGGUGAGUGAGAGCGCAAGGAUGAGUGGCGCGUAAACGUUGCGCAUCGGUGUGACAUUGAACGCCUCUUGUUGAAAUUUGCCAGCAACAAGGAGGACACACACGGACGUUUCCAUCUCUUUUUUUUCUUCCUUCCUUCUUUUCCUCUUUUUCAAACCCAUGGGCUUCAUGCCAGGUUCGGGUGACAAUGAAAUGAAGCCCCUCGGACUUGAACCAUGAGGGAAUAGACUCCUGCGUUCAUCUCGCCCGCGCGCUUUGCACACGUUUAUUGCUUGGAAGUGCAUUUUUUUUUCCUUCCACGGGGACGUCAACCAGGGUAGCCGAGCAUUGAUUUCGGGAGACGCUUUAAUGGGAGACACCGCAAACCACUGACCACCUACCUGGCUGCUGGAAGAUGAGACGCUGAUCAUCGCCGCAACAGCCGCAGGGUCGGACGAUCCCCGUUCGUCAGUGAGAAGUCUGCCGCCGUCGUUUCUCGGCAAGAAAGGUUUGCCUUCCUUUCUCCGUCAUGGAUCUAAAAGACUAUUACCUGUUGGGCGCUUUGCUGGCUUGCAUCUGGCUCGAUCCUUCCAUCGCCCAAGAACUCAUCUACCCCAUCCGGGAGGAGCUGCAAGAAAAUGUCCUCAUUGGAAACAUCCCCAGGGAUCUGAACAUCUCGCAUACAAAUGCCGCCACUGGAGCAAGUGGCAAUCUGGUGUACCGCUUGGUGUCCAAAGCGGGAGAUAAGCCCCUGGUCCGCGUUCUGAGCAGCACCGGUGAGAUAUUCACCACAUCCAACCGAAUCGAUCGGGAGAAACUAUGCCCCGGCCCCUCCUUUGAGGACAGCGAGUGCUCCUUUGAAAUCGAAGUGGUCAUCCUGCCCAAUGAUUAUUUCAGGCUGAUUAAGAUCAAACUCAUCGUCAGAGACACAAACGAUAACGCGCCCAUGUUCCCGUCCCCUGUGAUCAACAUCUCCAUCCCGGAGAACACGCUGACCAACAGCCGCUUUGCCAUCCCUUCGGCCACCGACCCGGACACCGGUCCCAACAGCGUUCACAAAUACGAGCUGAUCAACGGGCAAAGCGCCUUUGGCUUGGACAUUGUGGAAACACCCGAGGGGGAGAAGUGGCCCCAGCUCAUCGUUCAGCAGAAUCUGGACCGAGAGCAGAAGGACACGUACGUGAUGAAGAUCAAAGUGGAGGACGGCGGCAGCCCGCAGAAAUCCAGCACCGCAAUUCUCCAAGUCACCGUGACGGACGUCAACGAUAACCGCCCCGUCUUUAAGGAGAGUCAGGUCGAGGUGCACAUCCCGGAGAACUCGCCUCUCGGCACGUCCGUGGUGCAGCUCCAGGCCACGGACGCCGACGUAGGGGCCAACGCGGACAUUCGAUACGUGUUUGGGAGUCAGGUAUCGCCCGCGACCAAGAGGCUCUUUGCCCUCAACGCCACCUCGGGCCUCGUCACGGUGCAGCGGCCUCUGGACAGGGAGGAGACGGCGGUGCACAAGCUCUCCGUCGUGGCGAGCGACGGCAGCCCCAACCCCGCCAGGGCCGCCGUUUCCAUCAACGUGACCGACGUCAACGACAAUCCCCCCAAUAUAGAUUUGCGGUACAUCAUCAGUCCCAUCAACGGCACGGUUCUCCUCUCCGAGAAGGAUCCCAUCAACACCAAGAUCGCCCUCAUCACCGUGUCGGACAAAGACACCGACGUCAACGGCAAGGUGGUUUGCUUCAUCGAGAAGGACGUGCCCUUCCAUCUGAAGGCCGUGUACGACAACCAGUAUCUGCUGGAGACGUCGGCGUUGCUCGACUACGAAGGCACCAAGGAGUACAACUUCAAAAUCGUGGCCUCUGAUUCGGGGAAGCCCAUCUUGAACCAGACCGCCUUGGUGAGAGUGCGGCUGGAGGACGAGAACGACAACCCGCCCGUCUUCACUCAACCCGUCGUGGAACUGGCCGUCAUGGAGAACAACAAGCGGGACCUGUUCCUCACCACUCUCAGCGCCACGGACGAGGACAGCGGCAGAAACGCCGACAUCGUCUACCAGCUGGGGCCCAACGCGUCCUUCUUUGACCUGGACCGCAAAACGGGGGUUCUGACCGCCUCCAGAGUUUUUGACCGCGAGGAUCAGGACAAGUUCCUGUUCACCGUCACGGCGAGAGAUAACGGCACGCCGCCGCUGCAGACGCAGGCGGCCGUCAUCGUGACCGUGCUGGACGAAAACGACAACAACCCCAAGUUUACGCACAACCACUUUCAGUUCUUUGUCUCGGAGAACCUCCCCAAGUACAGCACCGUCGGGGUGAUCACGGUGACAGAUUCCGACGCCGGAGAAAACGCCGCCGUGUCCCUCUCCAUUCCCAACGACAACGAAAACUUCAUCCUGGAUCCUUUGUCCGGCGUCAUCAAAUCCAACGUGUCAUUCGAUCGGGAGCAACAGAGCUCGUACACGUUUGACGUCAGGGCGGUGGACGGCGGCAGGCCUCCUUGCUCCUCGGCCGCCAAGGUGACCAUCAACGUCAUCGACGUGAACGACAACAGCCCCGUGGUCAUCUACCCCCCCUCCAACGCCUCCUUCAAACUGGUCCCGCUGGCCUCCAUCCCCGGAUCGGUGGUGGCCGAGGUGUUUGCGGUCGACGGCGACACGGGCAUGAACGCCGAGCUCAAGUACGCCAUCGUGCACGGCAACCACAAGGGCCUGUUCCGGAUCGACCCGGUCACCGGGAACAUCACGCUGGAGGAGAAGCCGGCGGCGAGCGACGUGGGACUGCACAGACUGGUGGUCAACAUCAGCGACUUGGGCUAUCCAAAGUCCCUCCAUACCCUGGUGCUGGUGUUCCUUUAUGUCAACGACACGGUGGGCAACUACAGUCUCAUCGCCGAUCUCAUCCGGCGCAGGAUGGAAACGCCGAUUGAGCGCAACGUCAGCGAAAGCGGCGAGACCUAUCAAAACGGGGACUAUUUAACCAUCAUGAUAGCCUUCGUGACCGGAGCCUUGGUGGUGAUCGUUGUCAUCUUUGUGACGGUGCUGCUACGCUGCCGGCACGCUUCCAGGUUCAAAGCCGCCCAGAGGAAAAAACAGGGCACCGAGUGGAUGUCACCCAACACGGAGAACAAGCAAAGCAAGAAGAAGAAGCGCAAGAAGAGGAAAUCUCCAAAGAGCUCCUUGCUCAACUUUGUUUCCAUCGAGGGCAACAAACCCGACGACCCCGCCCACGAGCCCAUCAACGGAACCAUCAGUUUGCCGACCGAACUGGACGAGCAAGGGAUGGGUCGCUUUGAUUGGAACGCCACGCCCACCACCACCUUCAAACCCAGCAGCCCCGACCUGGCCCGACACUACAAAUCGGCCUCGCCGCAAUCGGCGUUCCACCUCAAGGCCGACACGCCGGUCUCCGUCAAGAAGCACCACGUGAUUCAGGAGCUCCCGCUGGAUAACACCUUCGUCGGCGGCUGCGACACCCUAUCCAAGAGGUCCUCCACCAGCUCAGAUCACUUCAGCGCCUCCGAGUGCAGCUCCCAAGGAGGGUUCAAGACCAAGGCGCCCAUGCACAGCAGACAGCAGGGAACGCUAACGCGCGCCCGAACUGAACUGAACCCUGAAUAUCUGGACCUACGUCCCCGAGCUGAGCUCAACCCUGAAUAUUGGACCCCUUGCACACCCUUAUCGCAGCGCCGCGUCACGUUUCACCUGCCGGACGGCUCCCAGGAGAGCUGCAGUGACAGCGGUCUGGGGGAGCACGAGCCCGUAGGCAGUGGCGCCGCCCCCCUCACACAACCUCUCCCUCUGGUGCAGGCGCAAGACGACCUCUACGAGCAGGCCUCCCCCGACAAGAGAACCGAAGCAGACGGCAACUCCGAUCCCAACUCCGACGGCCCGCUGGGACCGCGCGGCCUUAUGGAAGCCUCAGAAAUGUGCACACAGGAAUGCCUCGUUCUGGGGCACUCGGACAACUGCUGGAUGCCCCCAACUUUGGCACCCUACCAGCAGCACAAGUCCCCCGUGUCCAGUUUUGGGUCGCAGAGGGAGUGGGGUCCCAAGGACAAACUUCUCAAUGGACAUACCUUGACUAGAACCUGGAAAAAGGAGAAUGGGCAGUCUGAGCAUUUUUGUGACAGGAAGCAAUUUGGAAGUGAAGAGGGACACUUCACAAGCAGCGGCAUGGCUGAUAUUCCUUUGGUAAGUUUGAAGUCCUGCCCGGACAGCUCGAAGGACCAGCAGCUUUAAAAUGUACUUUUGUCGCAAACGGACAAACAAACGUACCAGAACUAUUCUUGUUUUUGACGAUUUCUUCUUUUACCACUUCUGCUCAUGCUUCCGCAUUGUGGCAGCCGCGUGUACAAUAUACUCGAACGGCAUAAAACUUCAAGUGCUUAUGCGGUGUUCCCUUCACCUCAACACUUCUGAAGCUGCGUCUUUUAUUUUUAUUGAACCUUCGUGGAUUGAAAUGUUUUCCAUCAUCGAUUUGCAGAGGAAGAACAUCUAAUGGAGCAAAAUGAAAAGACAUUACGAAAAAAAAAAGCAACUAUAUCGUGGCAGACGGAUAUAUAUCUACAAAUAUGUAACGUGGUUUCUAUUGAGCUGUUCUCAACUAUUUUAUUCACCACAAUCAAACUGGAAUGAACAUUUCAGAAGGCAAUGCUCUAAAACACCGUAUGUGGACAAUUAUUCAUUGCUUCAUUCAUUCACGUCACUGUGUGUUUGUAAAUAAGACUUAUUAACCACUUUCAUGUACUGGACCUAUAAUUUGGAGAUGUCACGGCUGUCGUCACUGCUGUAGUCGUCAGGAGUGAGAUUUUUAGCUGGAUCUGUAACGUGUUUGCGUCCCUCUCACCCUCUCCCACCUCCCUUUUGAACUCCCACAUUUGCUUUUGAAACAAAAUUAUUACCAUGGUAUGCCCAUUGUUUCUCAUAUGCUGCAUAAUAUUCCUGAAAACAUAAAACCACAGAUAAUAAUAAAAAAAAAAAACAA